AUGCUGAGCUCGGAAGGCGAUUCCGAGACGGUGGGGGCGACUCUCGGUCUCGAAGACGUCGACGAGGCCGACCUCGACGAGAUGACGAGAUGGACCGCUCCCAGCGAGGAGGAAAAGAUCGCGAGGGAGUCCCGAAGGAGGCUUCGCUACGCCGAGACGGACGACCUAGAGGAGCUGGAGAAGAGCCUGCGGAACGCGUACAUAGUGAAGGUCCUUCAAGCGCAGAUAAUCGAGAGGCAGGCCGAUCGGAUGUUCGAGAGGAUCCAGGAGAGGAACGCGGGACGCGCAGCCGACCUCGUCGAGGCGAAGGAAGCGGAAGAAGAGCGCAGGAGGAAGGAGAAGGUGACGGGGAGGGCGAAGGAGUACAGGAGGCUGCUGGAGGAGCAGAUAUCCCUAAAGGAGGCGGCCCGGAGGGCGCGGGAGGUGGAGGAGAGCAGGGAGAGAGUGGUGCUGGAGGAGGUCGACCGGAUACGGGGGGAGGACGAGGAGGCCAGGAGGAGGUUGACGAGGGAGGAGGAGAGGGAGAAGUUGACGAAGGAGAGCAUAAUAUUCCAGGAGGUUAAGGCGAUCCGCAGGGCGAAGGAGGAAGAGAGGGAGGCGGAGGAAGAGGAGUGGAGGAGGCGGCAUCGUGAGAAGGUGGAGGAGAGGAGAGAGGAGUUGAGGAGGUUGACGGAGGAGCAAAGGUCGAGGAGGGCGGCGUUGAUAGAGGAGGUGGCCAGGAGGGUCGUCGACGUCAACUCGUGGAGGGUCGAGAGGAGGGAGGCUCUGAUGGAGCUGGUCGCCGAGGAGGCCAAGUGCGAGGCGUUGAUGCUCGAGAGGGAGGAGGAGUUGAAGAGGUGGUGGCGCACGGUCAAAUGGGUGGAGGGCCUCAAUGAGCAGAUCGCCCUCAACGAGAAGAGGAGGUGGAGGGUGCUGAUCGAGGAGAGGAGGUUUGCCAAAGACGUGAUGGACCGGAUCUUGCUGGACGAGAGGAUCGCCAGGCUCACCUCGGAGGCCAGGAAGAGGCAGGCGCUGAGGUAUAGGGACGAGCUGGACAGGAUCGUCGAGGAAAGGAGGUCGAGGAGGGAGGAGGAGAUGAGAAGGAUUCGCGAGACGUGGGAGAAGGAGAGGCAGAUGGAGCUGGCCAUGAGGGAAGACGUCAGAAGAAAGAGGGAGGCGCUGUUGAUGGAACACGCGAGGAACGUUGGGGAGUUCAUGAGGAGACCCGAUAUCACUGCCGAGGAGGAGGAGAAGAUGACGGAAGUGUUGGGGGAGUAUUAA
Molecule: messenger RNA, 1260 nt
Organism: Orussus abietinus
Lineage: Eukaryota; Metazoa; Arthropoda; Insecta; Hymenoptera; Orussidae
Product: trichohyalin-like
Exons: 1
Coding region: 1-1260 (419 amino acids)
Source: RefSeq, a predicted model, not a curated record